AUGGCUGCCGGAAAAUUAAAUAUAACCAAGAAACAUAGGGCAGUAGAUUGUAUAUUAGAAAUAAGAGAUGCUAGAGCUCCAUUUACGUCCUCCAAUAUCGGUAUUCUGGAUGGUUAUACUUCAAACACUUCCAAACUAAUUGUUUUAAACAAAUCUGAUCUUGUCUCCAAGUACACUCUGAAGAAAUCCAUAGAGCUCCUCGAGCAUGCCGGAUUAAAGGCUGUUGUUUGCAGCGCAUUAAGUUUGGGAAGAAUAUCCGAAAUUAAAAGUUUUGUUGAAUCAAAUAUAAAACCAAGAUUUCCAAGUCUUGGUGCUUGGAUUCUUGUAGUAGGACUGCCAAACGUGGGAAAAUCUACCCUUAUCAAUGCACUUAAGCAUCAUUCAUUUGUGGUAGAAAAUAAACCUGGCGUUACGAAACGUUUGGACUUUUUCCACGUAUCACAAAAUCCAAAGAUAUAUUGUUUUGAUACACCAGGAAUAAUGCUUCCCAAAAUGGAAGAUCCGGAGAUUAACUUGAAACUAGCUGCUCUUGGCUGCAUAAACGAUGCCGAAGCUGGAGAGGACUAUAUCGCAGAUUAUAUAUUAUACCGAUUAAAUCACAUGGGAUGCUAUAAUUAUGUUCAGACUCUAGGGAUGAAUGAACCGUCUGAUGAUAUAUCCAAGAUUGCGCUACAUAUUUCAAAUAUAAUCGAAAGAAAAUGGAAUAGUGUAGAUCCAACGCAGUGCUACAGAAUAUUCAUAAAUCAGUUUAGAAAUGGUCACUUUGGUAAAGUGUGCUUAGACGAUCUAUCAAACAUAGUAAAACUAGAGGAUCUCAGUGAUUUAGAACUAAGUGAGCCUCCAGACAAAUGGACAGCGACAUACAAAGUAAUACAUGGCAUAUAA
Theileria equi strain WA is the source of this 885-nucleotide messenger RNA. RefSeq lists its product as hypothetical. Gene Ontology annotation, molecular function: GTP binding; GTPase activity. NCBI's taxonomy places the organism in Eukaryota, Apicomplexa, Aconoidasida, Piroplasmida, Theileriidae. Gene Ontology annotation, cellular component: mitochondrion. The transcript has 6 exons. The coding region runs from base 1 to 885 and encodes 294 amino acids. The record is from RefSeq and is a predicted model, not a curated record.